AGCCGCGCCGGGCAGAGAGCCACGCCUGAAGCCCCGGCCUGCAGCACACUCUGGGAACUACUGCAGGCCGGCGGGCUGUAUGCCUCUUUCCUGGAGCUAGCGCUAAGCCCCGGCGCGACUCCGGGCGUGCGUGUGUGCGAGCACGCGCGCGGGCGCGCGCCGGGGGAAGGGGGUGGGGGUGCAGAGCGGGGGCGCGCGCUCAGUGAGUCCGUCCGGGAGACGCACGGAGAGGGCCGGGGAGGGAAGGGGAAGGAGACGCGCAGGGCUGAACAGAGGAGGGAGUUAAGAGUGUCUUCUCAUCGUGCACGCGCGCGCAGAGAGGCGAGGCGAGGACGGGACGAAGCUCGGUAGCACCCAGUGGUGCCCCUCUCCUCUCGAGCGCGUUCUCGCAGUCUCCCAACCUUUGGGGCGUUGUCAACCGGAGUUCCCCCGUGACCACAGCGGAUACCCGCUUGAUCCGAAGUCUAGGCUUCCGCCCCUCUUCUCUCCUCGCCCCACCUCCCUUCGCCCUCACGCUAUCCCAUCCCAUCCCGUCCCGUUGUCUUGUCCCAUCCCGCCCCGUCUGCAGCUCACAGGCUGGCUCGCGCGCGCGAGCCCCUAGCAACCCUUCCCCCUCCCACAACCUCCUCCUCCUCCUCCAGCCUCUCCGCCCGCGCGCGCGCGUCCACCGGUUCCCUGGCUCGCGCCGCUUCAAUGUAGUCCCGGAUCCCCGGGAGACGGAGGAGGAGGGGGCGACCGCAAGAUGGCGGAUCUUUCACUGCUUCAGGAGGACCUGCAGGAGGAAAUUGAAGGAUUUGGUGUGGAUGACUACAGCUCAGAGUCUGAUGUGAUUAUUAUACCUUCAGCCCUGGAUUUCGUCUCACAAGAUGAGAUGUUGACGCCAUUGGGAAGACUGGACAAGUAUGCUGCAAGUGAGAACGUAUUUAAUAGACAAAUGGUGGCCCGAAGCUUGCUUGAUACUUUGAAGGAAGUCAGCGAUGAUGAAAGAGAUUGUAUUGCUGUAUUGGAAAGAGUCAGCAGAUUAGCUGAUGAUUCAGAGCCAACUGUGCGAGCUGAACUGAUGGAACAGGUGCCUCAUAUUGCAUUAUUUUGUCAAGAAAAUCGGCCUUCAAUUCCAUAUGCUUUUUCCAAAUAUUUGCUGCCUAUUGUGGUUAGAUAUCUUGCAGAUCAGAAUAACCAGGUGAGAAAAACAAGUCAGGCAGCUUUGCUGACUUUGCUAGAGCAGGAGCUUAUUGAGCGAUUCGAUGUGGAGACCAAAGUAUGCCCAGUUCUUAUAGACCUAACUGCACCAGAUAGCAAUGAUGAUGUGAAGACUGAAGCUGUGGCAAUAAUGUGCAAGAUGGCACCCAUGGUCGGAAAGGACAUUACAGAGCGACUUAUCCUCCCUAGAUUUUGUGAGAUGUGCUGUGACUGCAGAAUGUUUCAUGUUCGGAAGGUCUGUGCUGCUAAUUUUGGAGACAUUUGCAGCGUAGUUGGGCAACAAGCUACUGAGGAAAUGUUGCUUCCAAGGUUUUUCCAGCUUUGUUCAGAUAACGUCUGGGGAGUAAGAAAGGCUUGUGCUGAGUGCUUCAUGGCUGUUUCGUGUGCAACAUCUCAAGAAAUCCGUCGGACAAAAUUGUCAACACUUUUUAUUAAUCUGAUCAGUGAUCCUUCACGAUGGGUUCGUCAAGCAGCCUUUCAGUCUCUGGGACCUUUCAUAUCAACUUUUGCUAAUCCAUCUAGCUCAGGCCAGUAUUUUAAAGAAGAAAAUAAGAACUCAGAAGAUAUUGUCCUAGAAGAAAAGAACAGUGAAACAAUCAGGGAUGGAGACACGUUCUCAGAGAAUGUACAGUUCAGGAGAGAGGAUAUUCCUUUGGAUGUCUGUCUUUGUAAAUCCAACUUAAGACUUGAAAAUAAUGUGGAAGAUCACACUCAAACAUGUAGGAAAUCCUUGAGUGAAUCUCGUAUUCACCUGGAUAGGUCUUUACAUUCUACUUUGUCUUCAGUAUCUCUCCAUAGUAUUCUUCAGGAAGCAGUAGAUGAACUCGAGCAAAGUUCUGGCAAUUUAAAUACAACAUUGCUACCAGAAAUGGACACAAGUUCUCCAGAACCAUCUCUCACAGACCAGGAAUUAUACAACUCCUUCCAUUUCUGGAGGACUCCUCUACCUGAAAUAGAUCUAGAUCUUGAGCUUGAGCUUGAACAAGAUAGUGAGAAAACGUUAGAUCCAGAGAGUCCAGAAGGAGCGCCAGAAGUUACUAUACCAGAUUCUCCAAGUAUUACUAUGGCUACCCGAAAGGAACUUGAAGAAAUGAUAGAAAAUCUUGAGCCCCACGUUGAUGAUCCUGAUGUUAAAGCUAUAUUGAGGGAAAAGGAAGGAUCAAAGAAAGGACUGCUGCCUGGGAUGGAUGGGACACUGAUAAUUGACACGAAAGAAGCACAAGUAGAAGUAUUGUCUGCUGCACUCCGAGCCACCAGUAUGGACACUCAGGAAGAGAAGUUGGUCAGCUUAGACAGGGAAGAUAAUUUACAAGAUGAAAUCCUCAUAAAAGAGCUACGGAAUUGUAAAAUAAAUCAAGAUGAACCUGUGCCUUUAAUCAGCGAUAGUGUUGAGAGUAUGGAUUCAGCUAUUAAUUACCUGCCUAAUGAUUCAGACUUGAGCACUGAUAGUUUUAGCCCUGAAGAGGAAAGAAAAUCUAAAGUACAAGAUGUCGUGCCUCAGGCAUUGUUGGACCAGUACUUAUCUAUGACUGAUCCCUCUCGUGCACAGACCGUUGACACUGAGAUUGCUAAACACUGUGCAUAUAGCCUUCCAGGUGUGGCACUUACACUUGGCAGGCAGAACUGGCACUGCCUGAGAGAGACUUAUGAGACUCUUGCAUCAGAUAUGCAGUGGAAAGUUCGGAGGACAUUAGCAUUCUCUAUCCAUGAGCUUGCAGUAAUACUUGGAGACCAAUUGACAGCUGCAGAUCUGGUUCCAAUUUUCAAUGGGUUUUUAAAGGACCUUGAUGAAGUCAGGAUAGGGGUCCUAAAACACUUACAUGAUUUUCUGAAGCUUCUUCAUAUUGACAAAAGAAGAGAAUAUCUUUACCAGCUUCAGGAGUUUUUAGUAACGGAUAAUAGCAGAAAUUGGCGCUUUCGAGCUGAACUGGCUGAGCAGCUGAUUUUACUUCUAGAUUUAUACAGUCCCAGAGAUGUAUAUGAUUACUUACGGCCAAUUGCUCUGAAUCUAUGUGCAGACAAAGUUUCUUCUGUUCGUUGGAUUUCCUACAAGUUGGUUAGUGAAAUGGUAAAGAAACUGAACACGGCUACACCAUCCACGUUUGGAGUGGACCUUAUAAACGAACUUGUGGAAAAUUUCGGUAGAUGCCCCAAGUGGUCUGGUCGGCAGACGUUUGUCUUUGUCUGCCAGACUGUCAUUGAGGAUGACUGCCUUCCUAUGGACCAGUUUGCUGUGCAUCUGAUGCCACAUUUGUUAAAUUUAGCAAAUGAUAGUGUUCCAAAUGUUCGAGUACUACUUGCAAAAACAUUAAGACAAACUCUCUUAGAAAAAGAGUAUUUCUUAAAUUCUGCUAACUCUCAUCAGGAAGCUGUGGAACAAACUAUUAUGGCUCUUCAGAUGGAUAGUGACAGUGAUGUCAAGUAUUUUGCAAGCAUUCACCCUUCCAGUAACAAAAUUGCUGAAGAUGCUAUGAGUACAGCUUCUUCAACUUAUUAAAGAGCCCGAGUCUCAUUGUCUCUUCUGCUUAAACUCCACAAGUGCUCCUCACAUGGAUGAUCUGGGACAGCCUUUUCUGAAGGAGGAAAGAUCUCCCUCUCUUGCCAGACCUAACUACAGGUGCCAGUUACCUCCACCUGACGCCAGGGAUCUUAAGAGUCAAGAGAAAGUGUGGUAAACUAGCUCAUCUUGACUUUAGGAAAUACUAAUUUCUCAGAGGAUUAUACUUGUCACCGAAGCCUUAAAUCCUUCUGUCUUCCUGAAUGAAUGAAACUUGAAUUGGCAGAGCAUUUUGGAAGGGAUAACAGUCCCAAAACCUGCAUUGUUUUCUCCUUGGGAGUUAACUUAGCAAGUUUUACUUUAGCAACCAGUAGAUGAAAUUCUCUUAGCCAGAAAGGCAGAUGUGUUGUAACAGGAUGUAAAAGAGGCCUCCAGUAUUAGCUCUAAAUGUUUUUAUCCAGGCAAGGACCUGAUUAGGGUGCUGUGGCUUGCUGCCUGGCCCCAUCCUGAGUAAGUGUGAAUAGUUUUUGAUGUGUGUAAAUUGGGAAAAUAGAAAUGUUUGGAUUUCUCUUAAGGGCUUGAUGCUAACACUAAACUAGAAUCUGAUUUUAACUCUUCAGUGCAGCAUAUUGCUGUAUCCAUUAGCAGAAACCUUUGCUGAAUACGUAUGUCCUAUUUUUUUUCAUGCUGGUCAUGACCUGAAGGAAAUUUAUUAGCACGUGUACUAUAUGUCAGGUAUUUUUAACUGGAUCAUGAUCAGCUCUGAGGUGCAGCUUUGUUCUUCCCAUACUGUACAUACCUGUGACCACUCUGGGGAGCACCGCAGUCUUUAAUCAUGUUGUUUAAAACUGUUGUUGUGACACAAGUUGUUCUCCACUUGUCCAAAUAAAAUUUAUUAAUAAGAUGUACAUACUCUUGGCUGGUUUUAGACACUUGGAAAUAAAUGUGAUUGAUGAUCUGUA
Messenger RNA from Trichosurus vulpecula (common brushtail), 4659 nucleotides. It is a transcript of the gene PPP4R1, whose product is annotated as protein phosphatase 4 regulatory subunit 1. The transcript has 21 exons. Gene Ontology annotation, molecular function: protein phosphatase regulator activity; protein binding. Bases 743 to 3697 code for a protein of 984 amino acids. Lineage: Eukaryota; Metazoa; Chordata; Mammalia; Diprotodontia; Phalangeridae. The record is from RefSeq and is a predicted model, not a curated record. Gene Ontology annotation, biological process: protein dephosphorylation.